CCAAAUAAGGGAAAGCAUGGAAGUAAGAGAGAGAAAAGGAUCUGCAUUGGACUAGGGACACAGCCAAAUGUAUCCUAAUGAGAGAAAGAGGAAUAUAUGAUGGAUAGUUUUAGAGCUUAAAAGUUUAAACAAACUGCAUGUCAGAAACUGCAGGCUGCUUUUAAAUGAAACCAGAGAAUGAUAUGGUGCUGGUUGUGACCCUCCUCAGCAUUGUGACCCUGAUCACUGCCUUACUGAACAUUUCAGUCAUACUUGCGAUCAUGAACACCAAAAAACUCCACAUGCCCGCCAACUACCUGAUCUGUUCUUUGGCUGUCACAGACUUCCUGGUGGCCAUCUUGGUGAUGCCCCUAAGCGUCCUCUACAUCGCCACAAAGAGGUGGAUGUUGGGAUGUGUAGUCUGUGAGGCGUGGCUGAGCGUGGACAUGAUCUGCUGCACCUGCUCCAUCCUGCAUCUAUGUGCCAUCGCCCUGGACCGCCACUGGGCCAUCACCAACGCCCUGCAGUACGCCUGCAAGAGAUCCCCGCGCCGCGCUGCCAUCAUGGUCACCAUCGUGUGGACCAUCUCCAUCCUCAUCUCAGUGCCGCCUCUGUUCUGGAGGCACAGCGGGGAUGACAACUUUGGUAACUACACCAAGUGUAUCAUCGAGCAUGACCACAUUGGCUACACCAUCUACUCCACCUUCGGGGCCUUCUACAUCCCCAUGGCCCUCAUUCUCAUCUUCUACUACAGGAUCUUCAUUGCUGCCCGGACCUUGUACCACAAACGGAGCUCCUCUGGGAGCCUGUGUAAGAGGAGAGCUAGCAGCCACAAAUGCCUCAGUAGCUGCCGCAUCGCACCAACGUCUCUCUGUGCGUCUGAGCUGUCUACCUCGGAUCCCGUGCUAAACACAGAGCUGAAUAGAGUCAACGAUCCCACCGGCCCAAGCCAGGUAGCGGGGAACUGGGGGACUUGUGAUGAGAGGACCCAGAUCUGUGCCUCCAGAGAGAGGAAGGCUGCCCGCACACUGGGCCUCAUCCUGGGGGCUUUUACCCUAUGCUGGCUGCCUUUCUUUGUUAAAGAGUUGCUGGUGGGCAUCCAGGUGUUUCAUGCCUCAGCACAGGUGUCGGACUUCCUCACGUGGCUGGGAUAUGUUAACUCACUCAUCAACCCCCUGCUCUACACCAGUUUCAAUGAGGACUUCAAAAAGGCUUUUAAGAAACUGCUCCGAUGUAACAAGCGCAAAUAGGACUGCUUUCUUGGCUGUGUCUGGUCUGAUUGUUGAUUGGCUGUAGAACAUGUAUUAAAGAAGCCAAUUAACAUUCUGAAUCCUAGAAUACAAUUACUGUAAGAGUGGAGUAAAGAAUAUUUAUGAGUCAUGACAUGACUGCGCCAUAAGCUAAAAAGAGCCUUUAAAUCUCAGACAUUUCAUGUGCUAUCCUCAAUGCUUAUUGAGUUACAUCUGCCAGGUCUAGUCUCCAACGCAACCAAGGCCGGGAGAUUUAAAAACACACCGGUAAACAGAAAGAUGAAGAGAUAGUACUGCAUCUUAAAGGGGCAAACAGCAGUUUAAACAAUAACAAAGCGGACACCCCACCA
This is a messenger RNA of Oncorhynchus kisutch (coho salmon), 1579 nucleotides long. Its product is annotated as 5-hydroxytryptamine receptor 1E-like. Gene Ontology annotation, molecular function: G protein-coupled receptor activity. NCBI's taxonomy places the organism in Eukaryota, Metazoa, Chordata, Actinopteri, Salmoniformes, Salmonidae. Gene Ontology annotation, cellular component: plasma membrane. The record is from RefSeq and is a predicted model, not a curated record. The transcript has a single exon. Gene Ontology annotation, biological process: positive regulation of MAPK cascade; adenylate cyclase-activating adrenergic receptor signaling pathway. Bases 165 to 1229 code for a protein of 354 amino acids.